This is a messenger RNA of Sciurus carolinensis (gray squirrel), 8655 nucleotides long. It is a transcript of the gene Mgam2, whose product is annotated as maltase-glucoamylase 2 (putative). The transcript is spliced from 51 exons. NCBI's taxonomy places the organism in Eukaryota, Metazoa, Chordata, Mammalia, Rodentia, Sciuridae. The record is from RefSeq and is a predicted model, not a curated record. Gene Ontology annotation, biological process: carbohydrate metabolic process. Gene Ontology annotation, molecular function: carbohydrate binding; alpha-1,4-glucosidase activity. Bases 1 to 8655 code for a protein of 2884 amino acids.
AUGGCAAGGAAACUCAGUGUACUGGAAGUCCUUUUGUUCAUCUUCGUGCUGAUUGUAGUGGUUGUGGAUAUUCUCUUGUUGGUGCUUGUGUUGGAGCAACCUUCAGAGUCUGCAUUUAUUCCAGAGUGCCCAGAGAUCUCUCAGGCAGAAAGGAUAGACUGCGCACCCGGACAGGCCGUGACAGAGGACACUUGCAGAAGGCAAUAUAAGUGCUGCUGGAAUUCUGUGGCAGAGACCAAUGUCCCUAGGUGCUUCUUCCCCAGAAACUGGGGCUAUGAAGUCAGCAGGGGCCAAACAAAUACAAGCACAGGGUUCACUGCCCAGUUGAGAAAGUUGCCGUCCCCAUCUCUGUUUGGAAGUGAUGUCGCCAACGCCCUCCUCACAGCUGAAUUUCAGACGUCCAGUCGUUUUCGUUUUAAGAUCACUGAUUUCAAUGCGAUCCGCUAUGAAGUCCCCUCUGAAAACAUCAAUUUGCUUAAUGGCACUGCCGAUAUCUCCAGUUUGAGCUACCACGUAGAGGUCACUGACAAACCCUUUAGCAUCAGAAUAAUGAGGAAGAGCAACGGAAGAGUCUUGUUGGACACCAGCAUUGGGCCCCUCCAGUUUGCCCAGCAGUUCCUGCAGCUGUCUUUCCGACUACCCAGCACCAACGUGUUUGGACUGGGGGAGCACGUGCACCAACGGUACCGCCACGACAUGUCCUGGAAGACCUGGCCCAUCUUCACCAGGGAUGCCGCCCCCACUGCGGGCAUGAGUAACCUGUAUGGAGCACACACAUUCUUCUUGUGCCUUGAAGACACCAGUGGUUCCUCUUUUGGAGUUUUUCUGAUGAACAGUAAUGCCAUGGAGGUCGCCCUUCAACCUGCCCCUGCCGUCACUUACCGCACGAUCGGGGGCAUUCUCGACUUCUACGUGUUCCUGGGAAACACUCCAGAGCAAGUGGUCCAGGAGUACCUGGAGCUUGUUGGACGACCUUUCUUUCCUUCCUACUGGAGUCUUGGGUUCCAACUUAGUCGCAGGGAUUAUGGUGGCAUGGAUGGGUUGAAAAAGGUGGUAGAACGAACUCGUGAAGCUGGGAUCCCAUAUGAUGUCCAGUAUGCUGAUAUAGACUACAUGGAUGGAAUGAAGGAUUUCACUAUUGAUGAACGGGGUUACCCUGAUCUCCCAGAUUUUGUCAAGGAGUUACAUGACAAUGGCCAGAAAUAUAUAAUUAUAACGAAUCCUGGUAUCCUCAAAGAUUAUGACUAUGAAACAUAUAAAAAUGGAAGACUAAAGAGAGUAUGGAUCUUGGAGAACAAUGACUUUGCUGUUGGGGAGGGACACCCUGGACCAACUGUCUUUCCUGAUUUCAGCAAUCCAGUGUGUAAGGAGUGGUGGAUAGAGGAGUUCACUGAAUUUCAUGAGCGUCUGGACUUUGAUGGAGUGUGGAUUGAAAUGGAUGAAGUAACUAGCUUUCUCCAAGGUUCUGAUCAUAGGUGUGAAUCAAACAACUUGAACUUUCCGCCUUUCACUCCUGGCAUUCUAGACCACUCACUGUUUGCAAGAACUCUCUGCAUGGACACAGAGUUUUACUGGGGCCUUCACUAUGAUGUCCACAGCUUGUACGGCUACUCCAUGGCUAGAGCCACACACUCGGCCAUGGAGACUAUCUUCUCCAAUAAUAGGAGCUUCAUCUUAUCCCGUUCUACUUUUGCUGGAUCUGGUAAAUUUGCUGCUCAUUGGCUGGGGGACAAUGCAGCUACCUGGGAUGACCUCCGAUGGUCCAUCCCUGGUAUCCUUGAGUUCAACCUGUUUGGCAUCCCCAUGGUAGGUGCCAACAUCUGUGGUUAUAAAGAAAACGUCACAGAGGAGCUCUGCAGAAGGUGGAUGCAACUUGGAGCAUUUUAUCCAUUAUCAAGGAAUCACAAUGGGCCUGGGUUCAGGGACCAGGAUCCUGCUGCCUUUGGUUCUGACUCCCUGCUGUUAAAUUCCUCCAGACAUUAUCUGAACAUCCGCUAUACCCUGUUGCCCUAUCUCUACACCCUCUUCUACCGCGCUCACACCCAGGGGCAGACGGUAGCAAGGCCCCUGCUGCAUGAGUUCUACCAGGACCCAGCCACGUGGGAAGUGCACGAGCAGUUCUUGUGGGGGCCUGGACUGCUCAUCACACCUGUCCUGUAUGAAGGUGCAGAUCAAGUGAGAGCGUACAUUCCAGAUGCCACCUGGUAUGACUACGAGACAGGAGAAGCCAUCCAGUGGAGGAAGCAGUUUGUGGAUAUGCUACUCCCAGGCGAUAGGAUCGGGCUUCACCUUCGAGGGGGCUACAUAUUUCCCACCCAGCAGCCGAGCACAACCACAGAAAUCAGCCGGAAGAAUUCCCUGGGACUCAUUGUCGCCUUGGACUAUAAGAGAGAAGCCAAGGGAGAGCUGUACUGGGAUGACGGUGUGACUAAAGAUGCUGUUACUAAGAACAUGUAUACUCUGUAUGACUUCUCUGUUACUUCUAACCGUCUACAGGCAAAGAUUGUACGUAAUGGUUCUGUGAACUCUGACAACCUCAUGUUUACAGAUAUCAGAAUUUUGGGAAUGGACAAAGAGCCAAGUAAUUUUAUUGUAUCUCUUAAUAAUGCUGCCACCCCCAUAUCAAGUGUUGUCUACAGUGCUUCGACAAAGGUGGUGACCAUCACUGAUCUCAAGGGACUGGCUCUGGGACAAGAAUUCUCUAUUGAGUGGGACCUUUUGGUCAGUGACCUAGAGAAGUUUGACUGCAACCCCGAGGAUACUGCUGCCUCUGAGGAGAGCUGCAAACAGCUGGGGUGCCUCUGGGAGCCCACAGCUACUCCUGGUGUGCCCACCUGUUACUAUGACACCAUCCCUAAUUAUGUGGCCAGUAACAUUCAGUACCUGCCCACGGGCAUCACCACCGACCUCACCCUCCUGGCGGUCCCUGCAUCUGCCCACGCAGCAGCAGCUGCUGUCGUCUCUGAUCGUUUCUCUGAAAAGAUCGGCCUCCUCAGACUGAGUGUGAUCUACCAUACUGAGAGCAUGCUGCAGAUCAAGAUCUACGAUCCCACUAAUAAAAGGUACGAGGUCCCGGUACCUCUGAACCUGCCACACUCACCCAUUGUCUCCCCUGAAAACUGCCUGUAUGAUGUCAGGAUUCAGAACAACCCUUUUGGAAUCCAAAUUCGGCGCAAAAGUUCCCAAACUGUGAUCUGGGACUCUCAACUCCCCGGCUUCACCUUCAACGACAUGUUCCUUUCCAUUUCUACUCGCCUCCCCUCUCAGUAUGUCUAUGGUUUUGGGGAAACGGAGCACACAACUUUCAGAAGAAACAUGAACUGGAACACGUGGGGAAUGUUUGCUCGGGAUGAGCCACCAGCGUACAAGAAAAAUUCCUAUGGUGUCCACCCCUACUAUAUGGCUUUGGAAGAAGAUGGAAAUGCCCACGGAGUGCUCCUGCUGAACAGCAAUGCCAUGGAUGUGACACUGCAGCCCACUCCUGCCCUGACAUAUCGCACCAUAGGAGGGAUUUUGGACUUUUAUAUGGUUUUGGGGCCAACCCCCGAACUGGUAACUCAGCAAUACACUGAGUUGAUUGGUCGGCCAGCAAUGACUCCGUACUGGGCUCUGGGAUUCCAACUGAGUCACUAUGGAUACCAGAAUGAUUCUGAAAUCGCCAGUCUGUAUGACGCAAUGGUGGCAGCCCAGAUCCCCUAUGACGUCCAGCAUGUGGGCAUCGAUUACAUGGACCGGAAGCUGGACUUCACCCUCAGCCCCAGCUUUCAAAACCUCGGUAUACUGAUAGAGCAAAUGAAGAAAAAUGGCAUGAGAUUUAUUCUCAUUCUGGACCCAGCCAUUUCUGGCAACGAGACACAAUAUCUCACCUUCACCAGAGGACAGGAAGACAACGUGUUCAUCAAAUGGCCUGACACCAAUGACAUUGUCUGGGGAAAGGUUUGGCCAGAGCUGCCCAAUGUAAAUGUGGAUGAAUCCCUUGAUUAUGAGACUCAGGUCACGCUGUACAGGGCCCACGUCGCUUUCCCCGAUUUCUUGCGUAACAGCACAGUUGCAUGGUGGAAGAAAGAGAUCGAAGAGCUCUAUGCAAACCCCAGGGAGCCAGGGAAGAGCUUGGCGUUCGAUGGACUGUGGAUUGAUAUGAAUGAGCCGUCAAACUUUGUGGAUGGAUCUGUUGGGGGCUGCCGCAAUGAAGUUCUUAAUAACCCGCCCUAUAUGCCAUAUUUGGAAUCUAGGGACAAAGGCCUGAGCAGCAAGACCCUGUGCAUGGAGAGUGAGCAGAUCCUGCCAGAUGGCUCCCGGGUGCGACAUUAUGAUGUGCACAGCCUGUACGGGUGGUCCCAGACCAGACCCACCUACGAGGCUGUACAGGAGGUGACUGGCCAGCGAGGGAUUGUCAUCACCCGCUCCACAUUCCCCUCUUCUGGCCGCUGGGGAGGACACUCACUGGGAGACAACACAGCUGCGUGGGACCAGCUGGGGAAAUCUAUCAUUGGCAUGAUGGAGUUCAGUCUCUUUGGAAUGUCUUAUACAGGAGCAGAUAUCUGUGGCUUCUUUGGAGAUGCUGACUAUGAGAUGUGUAUUCGCUGGAUGCAGCUGGGGGCCUUUUACCCCUUCUCCAGGAGCCACAAUGCCAAUGGGACAAGGAGGCAAGACCCGGUGGCCUGGAAUUCAACCUUUGAGAACGUCUCAAGGGAAGUCCUGCAGAUCAGAUACACCCUGCUGCCUUAUCUCUACACUCUGAUGCAUAAAGCUCACGUGGAGGGCAGCACUGUCGUCCGACCUCUUCUCCAGGAGUUUACAGAUGACAAGAGGACGUGGGAUAUAGAUCGCCAGUUCAUGUUGGGGCCUGCCCUCUUAAUCAGCCCUGUGCUGGAACCCAACACAUUUGAGAUCAGCGCUUAUUUCCCCAGCGCCCGGUGGUAUGACUACAGCACGGAAUCAGCCUACAGAUCCACAGGUCAGUGGGAGAUGCUGGAGGCUCCCCUAGACCACAUCAACCUUCACAUCAGAGGAGGCUACAUCCUGCCUUGGCAAGAGCCUGCAAUUAACACUUACUACAGUCGACAAUAUUUUAUGGGGUUGACUGUUGCUUUGGACGAUGAUGGGAAGGCCGAAGGUCAGAUGUUCUGGGAUGAUGGACAAAGCAUUGACACAUAUGAAAAUGGAAACUAUUUCUUGGCAAACUUUAUUUCAGCUCAGAACACCUUGCAAAUUCGGGUCAUACACAAUAAGUAUUUGAGUGACUCAAAUUCACUGAAAGUUGGAUAUAUUAAAAUCUGGGGCGUGAACUCUACUUACGUGACACAAGUCAAUUUCACAUACGAAAACCAGCAAUUCAUGGUGACCGAUUUCAAGAGUGACCCUUAUGUUCAGACACUAACUAUUCAGUUGACUGACAAGAGUAUCAGUCUGGAAAAACUAACUGAGGUUGUCUGGCUGCACGGGGAUCCUGCGUUUCCCACUCCGCCUGUCACCAGUGGCUUGCCCAUGAGUCCUGAGCCCUCUCCGUCUGCGACAGCAGCGGCCACUGAGCUUCUCACUAGUCCUGCUACUGCAAGUCCUGCUACCGGCACUCCUGAAAUUUCCGCCACAACCAGUCCUCCAACCCGCUCCACAGGAGCCACGGCUAGCACCACUGGUUCCCCUGCCACCACCAGCCCUGCACCUGCCACCAGUGCCCCUGUCCCUGUCCCAACCACAGCCACCAGUGCCCCUGUCACAACCAGCAAUGCCACUGCCACCAGUGCCCCUGUCCCUGUCCCAACCACAACCACCAGUGCCCCUGUCACCACCAACCCUGCCGCUGCCACCAGUGCCCCUGUCACCACCAGCAAUGCCACAGCCACCAGUGCCCCUGCCACCACCAGCAAUGCCACAGCCACCAGUGCCCCUGUCACCACCAGCCCUGCCACUACCACCAGUGCCCCUGUCCCUGUCCCAACCAUAGCCACCAGUGCCCCUGCCACCACCAACCCUGCCGCUGCCACCAGUGCCCCUGCCACCACCAGCCAUGCCACUACCCCCAGUGCCCCUGCCACCACCAGCCAUGCCACUACCCCCAGUGCCCCUGCCACCACCAGCCCUGCCGCUACACCCAGUGCCCCUGCCACCACCAGCAAUGCCACUGCCACCAGUGCUCCUGCCACCACCAGCCCUGCCACUGCCACCACCACCAGUGCCCCUGCCACCCCCAGCCCUGCCACUGCCACCAGUGCCCCUACCAUCACCAGCCCUGCCACUACCCCCAGUGCCCCUGCCACCACCAGCAAUGCCACUACCCCCAGUGCCCCUGUCACCACCAGCCCUGCCACUACCCCCAGUGCCCCUGCCACCACCAGCAAUGCCACUACCCCCAGUGCCCCUGCCACCCCCAGCCCUGCCACUACCCUCAGUGCCCCUGCCACCACCAGCAAUGCCACUACCCCCAGUGCCCCUGCCACCACCAGCUAUGCCACUACCCCCAGUGCCCCUGCCACCACCAGCAAUGCCACUACCCCCAGUGCCCCUGCCACCCCCAGCCCUGCCACUACCCUCAGUGUCCCUGCCACCACCAGCAAUGCCACUACCCCCAGUGCCCCUGCCACCACCAGCUAUGCCACAGCCACCAGUGCCCCUGUCACCACCAGCCCUGCCACUACCCCCAGUGCCCCUGCCACCACCAGCCCUGCACCUGCCACCAGUGCUCCUGUCACCACCAGCCCUGCCACUACCCCCAGUGCCCCUGCCACCACCAGCAAUGCCACUACCCCCAGUGCCCCUGCCACCACCAGCCAUGCCACUACCCCCAGUGCCCCUGCCACCACCAGCCCUGCAACUGCCACCAGUGCCCCUGCCACCCCCAGCCCUGCCACUACCCCCAGUGCCCCUGUCACCACCAGCCCUGCCACUGCCACCAGUGCCCCUGUCACCACCAGCCCUGCCACUACCCCCAGUGCCCCUGCCACCCCCAGCCCUGCCACUACCCCCAGUGCCCCUGUCACCACCAGCCCUGCCACUACCCCCAGUGCCCCUGUCACCACCAGCCCUGCCACUACCCCCAGUGCCCCUGCCACCACCAGCCCUGCCACUACCCCCAGUGCCCCUGUCACCACCAGCCCUGCCACUGCCACCAGUGCCCCUGUCACCACCAGCCCUGCCACUGCCCCCAGUGCCCCUGCCACCACCAGCAAUGCCACAGCCACCAGUGCCCCUGCCACCCCCAGCCCUGCCACUACCCCCAGUGCCCCUGUCACAACCAGCCCUGCCACUACCCUCAGUGCCCCUGCCACCACCAGCCCUGCCACUACCACCAGUGCCCCUGCCACCACCAGCCAUGCCACAGCCACCAGUGCCCCUGUCACCACCAGCCCUGCCACUGCCCCCAGUGCCCCUGCCACCACCAGCAAUGCCACUGCCACCAGUGCCCCUGCCACCCCCAGCCCUGCCACUACCCCCAGUGCCCCUGUCACAACCAGCCCUGCCACUACCCUCAGUGCCCCUGCCACCACCAGCCCUGCCACUACCACCAGUGCCCCUGCCACCACCAGCCAUGCCACAGCCACCAGUGCCCCUGUCACCACCAGCAAUGCCACAGCCACCAGUGCCCCUGUCACCACCAGCAAUGCCACUGUCACCACAAUGCCACUGCCACCAGUGCCCCUGUCACCACCAGCCCUGCCACUGUCACCAGUGCCCCUGUCACCACCAGCAAUGCCACAGCCACCAGUGUCCCUGUCACCACCAGCCCUGCUACUACCCCCAGUGCCCCUGCCACCACCAGCCCUGCACCUGCCACCAGUGCCCGUGUCACCACCAGCCCUGCACCUGCCAGCAGUGCCCGUGUCACCACCAGCAAUUGCCCCUGCCACCACCAGCCCUGCCACUACCACCAGUGCCCCUGCCACCACCAGCAAUGCCACUGCCACCAGUGCCCCUGUCACCACCAGCCCUGCCACUGUCACCAGUGCCCCUGUCACCACCAGCCCUGCCACUGUCACCAGUGCCCCUGUCACCACCAGCAAUGCCACAGCCACCAGUGUCCCUGUCACCACCAGCCCUGCUACUACCCCCAGUGCCCCUGCCACCACCAGCCCUGCACCUGCCACCAGUGCCCGUGUCACCACCAGCCCUGCACCUGCCAGCAGUGCCCCUGCCAGCACCAACAAUGCCACAGCCACCAGUGCCCCUGCCACCACCAGCAAUGCCACAGCCACCAGUGCCCCUGUCACCACCAGCAAUGCCACAGCCACCAGUGCCCCUGUCACCACCAGCAAUGCCACUGACAGCAGUGCCCCUGUCACCACCAGCAAUGCCACAGCCACCAGUGCCCCUGUCACCACCAGCAAUGCCACAGCCACCAGUGCCCCUGCCACCACCAGCAAUGCCACAGCCACCAGUGCCCCUGUCACUACCAGCAAUGCCACUGACAGCACCACCUUCUGUGUCAGCGCUGUGAAUGCUGCAGCCAGUUCAGCUGUUCCAGAUACAGCUCGUCCCCUGGUGCCCCUGCUGCCCCUGCUGCCCGCCGCCGCGGUCAGUGCUGCCCUACCCGUGGCCUCCGCUGCCAGCACUGCUGCUGCGCUUGUUGCCUCAUCUGCUUCUUCCCUAAAAUGCACUAGUCACGUCGGCAGAGCACGUGACUCCUCCCUGCAGCUCCUCCUGUGCCAGGGCUGGUGA